AUGUCCAUCACAGAGAUUGGGAAAAGAUUUACCUUCAAAACCCAAUUCGAAGCAGAAUUGGAAGAGGCCGCUGCAGACUAUCAAAGAAUACAGCCGUCACUCAAUUCCCUCGCCCCAAGUAUAUCAGUUCCUCCAAUAUCACAGCCAACAGCCUUCCUUAGAGCACACACCGAUCAUGACUCGAAUCCCGAUUGUAAAAUCAAGAUGGCUCACGGAACCACCACGCUGGCGUUCCGGUUCCAAGGAGGAAUUAUCGUGGCCGUCGAUUCUAGAGCCACCGCUGGCAAUUGGAUUGCGUCUCAAACCGUGAAGAAAGUCAUUGAAAUCAACCCAAUGUUAUUGGGAACUAUGGCUGGUACAGCCUGCGACUGUCAGUAUUGGGAAACCUGGUUGGGAACUCAAUGCAGACUUCAUGAGCUUAGAAACAAAGAGCGGAUCUCGGUUUGUGCUGCAUCUAAGAUCUUGUGCAAUCUCGUCUACAGUUACAAAGGCAUGGGUCUCGGAAUGGGUACCAUGAUUUGCGGAUACACACCAAAAGAGGGCCCUACCAUCUACUACGUGGAUUCUGACGGAACGAGAUUGAAGGGCGAUAUGUUUUGCGUCGGUUCUGGCCAGACAUUUGCCUACGGUGUGCUUGACACUAAUUACAAGUGGGACCUGUCCGUUGAGGACGCUCUUUACUUGGGAAAAAGAGCUAUCCUUGCUGCCGCACACAGAGAUGCAUACUCUGGUGGAUCUAUCAAUCUAUACCACGUCACCGAAAAUGGAUGGGUUUUCCACGGCAAUCACGAUGUUGGUCCUCUUUUCUGGGAAAUCAAAGAGAAGGAGAAGUCGUUCAACAAUGUCGAGGCAUAA
This is a messenger RNA of Ogataea angusta, 855 nucleotides long. RefSeq lists its product as uncharacterized. The transcript has a single exon. Bases 1 to 855 code for a protein of 284 amino acids. The record is from RefSeq and is a predicted model, not a curated record. Gene Ontology annotation, molecular function: threonine-type endopeptidase activity. Lineage: Eukaryota; Fungi; Ascomycota; Pichiomycetes; Pichiales; Pichiaceae. Gene Ontology annotation, cellular component: proteasome core complex.